Molecule: messenger RNA, 1026 nt
Organism: Pneumocystis jirovecii RU7
Lineage: Eukaryota; Fungi; Ascomycota; Pneumocystomycetes; Pneumocystales; Pneumocystaceae
Exons: 2
Coding region: 1-1026 (341 amino acids)
Source: RefSeq, a predicted model, not a curated record
AUGAAUAUUAAUGAAUCAUCUGGAAACGUUUUUUUAGAUCCAUUUAAUUCUUUCAGAGAUAAGCUUAAGUUGAAAGGGUGUAAGUUUAAUAAUAUUAAUUGUAAAAAUAAGUAUAUUUUAUCUUUAAAAAUGAUAACUAUUAAAAAAAUUGUUGAAUUUUCAAAUCAAUUAACAAUUGAUAUAUUAAAAUUAAUACCAUGGAAUGACGUAGGAGAAUAUUUAUGGAAAGAAAUUGUAGAAACGAGUUAUGAUUCUUUUAAAAUAUGGAAAAUCUUUGUUACCGUAUAUUUCGAUUCAAUUGAAUCACCAGAUGUAUUUAACAGAACUGAGGUUCUUAUGUCAUCUUUUGUAAGUAUAUUGAAAGAGAUUGAUUGUGUUUCAUUAUUUUGGCUUAAUACUUUGGAUAUUAAUAAUAAUAAAACAUUGUCAACAGAGGAUUUUAUUUAUAUUUCAUAUUUACAUAAUUUAAUUGCACUAAAUGUUUCAAAUACAAAUCUUACAGAUAUGAUAUUAAGUCAUUGGGGAAGAGCUGCUGAAAAAGGGAAAUUUUUUCAGUUACUAUAUAUAGAUAUGAGGUAUAAUCAAUGUUCUCUUUCUUGCUCUAUUUCUCAUAUGGCAAAAUUUAAGUCACUUCUUUAUUUUUCUAUUGAAGAUUAUCAACCACAAAAAGUGGAUUUUUUAUAUAAAAAAUACUCAUAUUUAAAGCCACCUGAUCAACUAAUUGAAUCUAUUAUACAAUGUAACACGUUUGAGGAAUCAUAUAAGUGUAUUUUUAAUUUUCAUUCUCAUUUUGCUAAACAUUCAAUUAUAUAUAAUCUAUUUAUAAAAUCAAAAAACAAUAUUUCAAUGGAACAAAAUCCUCCUCUUCUGUUUUAUGGAAGAACUUUGAAAGAUUCCACUUUAUUUUCAAGUACUGAUUUGAAAAAAAAUAUCUCUAUAUCAAAAAUAUCAAUAUUAGAAAAAAAAAGGGUCUGUAAAAAGAUUAAAUCUAGAUUAGAUGAAAACUGGAAGAAUAUUAUAAAAUAA